Manis pentadactyla (Chinese pangolin) is the source of this 7191-nucleotide messenger RNA. RefSeq names its product roundabout guidance receptor 2 (gene ROBO2). The transcript is spliced from 28 exons. Gene Ontology annotation, cellular component: axon; plasma membrane. Bases 1469 to 5740 code for a protein of 1423 amino acids. Gene Ontology annotation, biological process: cell-cell adhesion; axon guidance. Lineage: Eukaryota; Metazoa; Chordata; Mammalia; Pholidota; Manidae. The record is from RefSeq and is a predicted model, not a curated record. Gene Ontology annotation, molecular function: protein binding.
CUUUGUUUCCUUUUCUUUUCUCUCUCCCGCUCAGCUUCUCAUUUCGCUGAAAGGUGAAGAGUGUUUGUGUGAUUUUUAACGGGUAAUGAAGCUGCUGCGCCCUGGGUCCUGGAGGAUGAUCUUUUCCAGAAAGCGCGUGCAUCUCCGGCAGACGGAGGGAUGAAUAAUUAGGAAGGGCUUCCAUGAAAUCACUCACCGAGAAAAUUACCUGCCCAUUAAACGGGACGCGGCGAGAAGCAGGAGGCUAGAGCCCACCUAUCCCCUCUUGAGGCGGGAAGGAGGGAGAACGCGGAGGCGCGGAGAAGGGGAACGAGUUGGCCGGUGGCCUCUGCUCCUAAUUUGUCCAUUUCCGUCACCCUCGGACCCGCAGCUCUCCAGCUCCACCCUCUCCCCUGGCCCACCGGCUGGCGCCCCAGCACGCGCGGGUGGCGGAGUCCGGGGGUGGAGGGCUUAGCGCACCCUCCACUCCCCCACCCCCCUCCCGGGGCCGACUCCAAGCAGCUCUCCUUCCUCCCCACCCCUCCCCUCCCGCCUCCUCGCCUUCCCUCCUUAAGUCCUUCCACCCGCGGCAGCUGCUGGAGGAGGCGGACGCUCUGCUGUGGGGCCGCGGGAGCCGGGCGGGCUGCAGGACUGCGCCUGGCGGCGGGGCUGCGCGCCCUCCUGCUCGCUGGCUCCCGAGCUCCUGGCUCGGUGUCCCCGCUGGGCGCUCGCCCGCGGCCGCCCGGGUGAGCCGUCGCUCUGAGGCGUCCCCGCGAGGGCGGCCGCAGCCUCAGCCCUGCCCCUCCCUCCCUCCCUCAGCCCCACCACGUAGGAGUUCGGAUUCUCCAGCCGAGUCGUCCUGGUAUCCCUUUGCCUCUCUUUUGGAAACGGGAGAGGUGGAGGGAGGCAACGAGGCUGCAAAGGAGAGGCCCGCCAAGUCGGCCCGCCUGCAAAGUGUUGCUUUGACACAUCCUUUUUAUGGAAGUUAAGUGAAAAACUCUGGACGUGGAGGUGCUACCGAGAAGGAGACCCGGAGAAAGCAAGCCAGUAGGCAGGUCAACGGUUUUUUCCGCAGUGCCCUGGCAAGUUGUGGAACACUUUCUAGGAAUUAGGUCUUUUUCCUCCCCCUUCGUCUUCUUGACUUCUGAAGAAAGAACUUGGCUUUGGAUUGCAAUGGAGCCUAAGGAGAGAGGGUUAGAUACACUUGAAUAAUCCCUCCGGCUGGGCUGAAUUUUGGGGAAUUUAGGGAGCCAGAGUGUGGAAAUACAGCAGUCUUUGGAGUGUCCUGUUAAUCUGGAUGGAUCUAAAUGUGUCCCCUUCAACACUCUUCACUAACCCCUUCUGAUCUUGCGAUUUGCUGUUUUGACUUUAAUUAGCAUCUAGGAAAGUCUAAACUUUGGACCUACCUCUUUUUUUGAUACUUAUUUUUGUACUUUUGCUCUCUGGGAUUGGUUUCUUAAACAAUCUGGAUCCUUUUUAAUAUGUCAAAAUGAGUCGGCUGAUGUUUACACAACUACUGCUCUGUGGAUUUUUAUAUGUUCCGGUUGAUGGGUCUCGUCUCCGCCAGGAAGAUUUUCCCCCACGGAUUGUGGAGCACCCUUCAGAUGUCAUCGUCUCUAAGGGAGAGCCCACCACUUUGAACUGUAAGGCAGAGGGCCGGCCAACACCCACCAUUGAGUGGUACAAGGAUGGUGAGCGGGUGGAGACUGACAAAGAUGAUCCCCGGUCCCACAGGAUGCUACUGCCUAGUGGAUCCUUAUUCUUCUUGCGCAUCGUGCACGGGCGCAGAAGUAAACCUGAUGAAGGAAGCUACGUUUGUGUUGCAAGGAACUAUCUUGGUGAAGCAGUGAGUCGAAAUGCAUCUCUGGAAGUGGCAUUGUUACGCGAUGACUUCCGGCAAAAUCCCACUGAUGUUGUAGUGGCAGCCGGAGAACCUGCAAUCCUGGAAUGCCAACCUCCCCGGGGACACCCAGAACCCACUAUCUACUGGAAAAAAGACAAAGUUCGAAUUGAUGACAAGGAAGAAAGAAUAAGUAUCCGUGGUGGAAAACUGAUGAUCUCCAAUACCAGGAAAAGUGACGCAGGGAUGUACACCUGUGUUGGCACCAAUAUGGUGGGAGAAAGAGACAGUGACCCAGCAGAGCUGACUGUCUUUGAACGACCUACAUUUCUCAGGAGACCAAUUAACCAGGUGGUGCUGGAGGAAGAAGCUAUAGAAUUUCGUUGUCAGGUCCAGGGAGAUCCUCAACCAACUGUACGGUGGAAAAAGGAUGAUUCAGACUUGCCAAGAGGAAGGUAUGACAUCAAAGACGAUUAUACACUGAGAAUUAAAAAAGCGAUGAGUACAGAUGAAGGCACUUUUAUGUGUAUUGCUGAGAAUCGGGUUGGGAAAGUGGAAGCCUCUGCUACCCUCACAGUCCGAGCUCGCCCUGUUGCUCCUCCACAGUUUGUGGUUAGGCCAAGAGAUCAGAUUGUUGCUCAAGGUCGUACAGUGACAUUUCCCUGUGAAACUAAAGGAAACCCGCAGCCAGCUGUAUUUUGGCAGAAAGAAGGCAGCCAAAACUUGCUUUUUCCAAACCAACCUCAGCAGCCGAAUAGUAGAUGCUCUGUGUCACCAACUGGAGACCUCACGAUUACCAACAUUCAGCGCUCGGAUGCGGGUUACUAUAUCUGCCAGGCCCUAACUGUGGCAGGAAGCAUUUUGGCAAAGGCUCAGCUGGAAGUUACUGAUGUUUUGACAGAUAGACCUCCACCCAUAAUCCUACAAGGCCCAGCCAACCAAACACUAGCAGUAGAUGGCACAGCUUUACUGAAAUGUAAAGCUACUGGUGAUCCUCUUCCUGUAAUUAGCUGGCUAAAGGAGGGAUUUACUUUUCUGGGAAGAGAUCCAAGAGCAAGUAUACAAGAACAAGGGACACUGCAGAUUAAAAAUUUACGGAUUUCUGAUACUGGCACUUACACCUGUGUGGCUACAAGUUCAAGUGGGGAAACAUCCUGGAGUGCUGUACUGGAGGUGACAGAAUCUGGAGCAACAAUCAGUAAAAAUUAUGACUUAAAUGAUCUGCCAGGGCCACCAUCCAAACCUCAAGUCACUGAUGUGACUAAGAACAGUGUUACCUUGUCCUGGCAACCAGGUACCCCUGGAACCCUUCCAACAAGUGCAUAUAUCAUUGAGGCUUUCAGCCAAUCGGUGAGCAAUAGCUGGCAGACAGUGGCAAACCACGUAAAGACCACCCUCUAUACAGUGAGAGGACUGCGGCCCAAUACAAUCUAUUUAUUCACUGUCAGAGCUAUCAACCCCCAAGGUCUCAGUGACCCAAGCCCUGUGUCAGAUCCUGUGCGCACACAAGAUAUCAGCCCACCAGCCCAAGGAGUGGACCACAGACAAGUACAGAAAGAACUAGGAGAUGUCAUUGUUCGUCUUCAUAUUCCAGUUGUUCUGACUCCCACCACUGUUCAAGUCACAUGGACGGUUGAUCGCCAGCCCCAAUUUAUUCAAGGCUACCGAGUGAUGUAUCGUCAGACUUCAGGACUGCAGGUUGCCUCAACAUGGCAGAAUUUAGAUGCCAAAGUCCCAACUGAGCGAAGUGCUGUCUUAAUCAAUCUGAAAAAGGGGGUGACUUACGAAAUUAAAGUCCGACCUUAUUUUAAUGAGUUCCAGGGAAUGGAUAGUGAAUCUAGAACAGUUCGUACUACUGAAGAAGCCCCAAGUGCUCCGCCACAGUCUGUCACUGUGCUAACAGUUGGAAGCCACAACAGCACCAGCAUAAGUGUUUCCUGGGAUCCUCCUCCUCUGGAUCAUCAGAAUGGAGUUAUCCAAGAAUACAAGAUUUGGUGUCUUGGGAAUGAAACACGAUUCCAUAUCAACAAAACUGUGGAUGCAGCCAUUAGAUCUGUUAUCAUUGGUGGAUUGUUCCCAGGUGUUCAAUACCGGGUAGAGGUUGCAGCUAGUACCAGUGCGGGGGUUGGAGUCAAAAGUGAGCCGCAGCCCAUAAUAAUUGGGGGACGUAAUGAAGUUGUCAUUACUGAAAACAAUAACAGCAUAACUGAGCAAAUCACUGAUGUUGUGAAGCAACCAGCCUUUAUAGCUGGUAUUGGUGGUGCCUGCUGGGUAAUUUUGAUGGGUUUUAGCAUCUGGUUGUAUUGGCGAAGAAAGAAGAGAAAGGGACUCAGUAAUUAUGCGGUUACAUUUCAAAGAGGAGAUGGAGGACUAAUGAGCAAUGGGAGUCGUCCAGGUCUUCUAAAUGCUGGUGAUCCCAGUUAUCCAUGGCUGGCUGAUUCAUGGCCAGCCACAAGCUUGCCAGUAAACAAUAGCAAUAGUGGCCCAAGUGAGAUUGGGAAUUUUGGGCGUGGAGAUGUGCUGCCUCCGGUUCCAGGCCAAGGGGAUAAAACAGCAACGAUGCUCUCAGAUGGAGCCAUUUACAGCAGCAUUGACUUCACGACCAAAACCACUUACAACAGUUCCAGCCAAAUAACACAGGCUACCCCAUAUGCCACGACACAGAUCUUGCAUUCCAAUAGCAUACAUGAAUUGGCUGUCGAUCUGCCUGAUCCCCAGUGGAAAAGCUCAAUUCAGCAAAAAACAGAUCUCAUGGGAUUUGGUUAUUCUCUCCCUGAUCAGAACAAAGGUAACAAUGCCUUACUUUACAUCCCUGACUACCGAUUGGCUGAGGGAUUGUCUAAUAGAAUGCCACACAACCAGUCACAGGAUUUCAGCACCACCAGCUCUCACAACAGCUCAGAGAGGAGUGGCAGUCUUUCAGGUGGGAAAGGUGGAAAAAAGAAGAAAAAUAAAAACUCUUCUAAACCCCAGAAAAACAAUGGAUCGACCUGGGCCAAUGUUCCUCUACCUCCUCCCCCAGUCCAGCCCCUUCCUGGCACAGAGAUGGAACACUAUGCAGUGGAACAGCAAGAGAAUGGCUAUGAUAGUGAUAGCUGGUGCCCGCCAUUACCAAUGCAAACAUACUUACACCAGGGCAUGGAAGAUGAGCUGGAAGAAGACGAUGAUCGUGUCCCCACACCUCCUGUCCGAGGCGUGGCUUCUUCUCCUGCCGUUUCCUUUGGACAGCAGUCCACCGCAACGCUCACUCCAUCCCCACGGGAGGAGAUGCAGCCCAUGCUGCAGGCUCACCUGGACGAGCUGACGAGGGCCUAUCAGUUUGAUAUAGCAAAGCAAACAUGGCACAUUCAAAGCAAUAAUCAACCUCCACAGCCCCCAGUUCCACCAUUAGGUUACAUGUCCGGAGCCUUGAUUUCCGAUUUGGAGACCGAUGUUCCAGAUGAUGAUGCUGACGAUGAGGAAGAAGUUUUAGAAAUCCCCAGGCCCCUGAGAGCAGUAGAGCAGACACCAGGAUGCAGCAUGGACAAUCUAGACAGCUCUGUGACAGGCAAAGGCUUUACUUCCUCCCAGAGACCUCGGCCAACCAGCCCAUUUUCUCCUGACAGUAGCAGUGCUGCCCUGAGUCAAAGUCAGAGGCCUCGGCCCACUAAGAAACACAAGGGAGGGCGAAUGGACCCACAGCCAGCGUUGCCUCAUCGCAGGGAAGGCGUGACAGAUGAGGAGACGUUGGUCCCCUACAGCAAGCCCAGUUUCCCAUCUCCAGGAGGUCACAGCUCAUCAGGAACAGCUUCUUCUAAAGGAUCCACUGGUCCAAGGAAAGCUGAGGCCUUGAGGGGAAGCCACCAGCGCAAUGCCAGCGACCUUCUUGAUAUAGGCUAUAUGGGCUCAAACAGUCAAGGACAGUUUACAGGUGAAUUAUAGUAACUGAGAGGAGUCGUGCAAAGCUGCUCUGAAGGACCAUCAGGUCUGAACUCAUGGAAGUGAUGACACUAAACAGUGCAAUGAACAAUUUCUUUAUUUAUGUACUAAUAAAAGAACUGUAAAUGCAAUGUAAAGACACACAGCCACACAUAUCCCACAGAUAUUUUACUUGUGUUCUUCUCUUAAGUACACCACCCACCUUAACUCUUUCUUGUCAGGAGUAUAUAAAAAAGAAAGAAAACAAAACUCUCCCUCCAGGAAGAAAAGGAUUUUCCUCUGUAUAUAAUUUCUUUUGUGCAUUGCUAUGCAAGCUCACUCUUUUUAGCUCUGUUCAUAUUAUUGUCUGUUUUUAUUGGUCUGUUGUACUAUAUGUGAAUUAAUAGGCUGUGGUGCCAUAUAUUAACUUUUAAUUGUGUAACUUUUAUGUUUAAAUUUUGCACUGCAAUUUUAUUUGGUGAUAAGCACAAAUCUCUACUCCUCGUGACAUGAAGAAUAAGACUGAAUGUGAAGGGAGUUUCUGUACUGUAAGCUAGGUUGGAUAAUGCUGGUUGUAACCAAUCACAUUAGUUGGUUUUCUGUUGGGGUGUAGAAAUAGGAAGAUGCAAAAAAACAGUGGUGUUGGCAAAGUCUUCUUUGAACAUCAGGGACUGAGUCAAUUAAAAAAAGCAGAAAGGUGGCUUUUUCUGUUGACAGAGGCAAGGGUCAAAAGAAGGAAGUUUAAGUCUUAAGCUUGAAUAGGCAUUCGAAUAUACAGGUAGCAAAGAUGUACUAAACUUGCUAAAAAAAAAAGAAAGUUAUAUUUAAAUUCAACUCUACUUGUAAUUGACCCAUUUGAGAAUUACAACAAGCAAAAGCAAAUUAAGGUGUUCCACAAGAGCUGUAUUUAUAUUACAGUUUUUUAAGAAAGCAUUUUCUGAAUUACCAUAAUUAAUCUCUCUAACUCAUUAAGUCAGAAUAUAAUAUGAAGUUCCCCAAGGAAACAAACAAAAUGAAGUCUAGAAUCUCUAGCAAAUAGUUAAACAGGCAAUUUAUUAUUAGGACAUACUCAGGCUGCUUCCAAACACAAAAACCCUAUUGUAAUAUCUUGUUUCAUCUUUCUAAUACAUGUACAGUACACACUAGAGGAUAGAGCUGCAUCAUUUAAAUUCAUGACUUUUUAAAAAUAACGCAGUCGAUAUACAAUUUUUUGUUUUAUUUGGUUAAGAAGUGAAGUUUAUGCCACCAAAUGCAUAGCCAAAUUGUAAGUGCUUAAAAAGCAGUGCUCAGAGUAUGUUCAGUUCACAGUAAGUAGAUUUACUGGAAUAAAUAAUUUAUGGUACAUUCUCAGAAAUUGGCAACCAACUAAAAUAUGUUUGAGCCAUUUUGAAUGAGUAAAUUGCAAAGAAAAAGUUUUAAAGGAGAAAAAUGCAUGUUUAUACACUUUUUAAAUAAAGCCAAACCUCAUAAGUGGA